CGCUGUCGCUGAAUCGCGCCCGGAAGUGAAUGCGGGGUUCCCACCCAUGCGAAGGCCUUGGUAGUACGCGCCGCGGGGAAGCUGUUUUUCCUGGUCCUUCCGGCAUGUUUUGGCAAGCCCUUUCGAUUAUUCUAGUCCCACUCCCAAGCCGCAUGUCGUGCGCUUUGUGAUACUUCCCUCCAUUCAGCAAGGAACCAUCACUAGACGCAGCCAGACGAAGAAGGCAACGACAUGGCUACCUUACGAGGAAACGCUUUGUCUCUGCUCCUACCAUUUCAAGUGUUCAGAGCAGUGACAAAUGAACCCCUCAUAACCGGGCCUCUGCUUUACAUACUCACCCGCGGUCCCGUGCACAUCCGCGAACGCAUCCUCGAGCCGUUCCGCAAGAACCUCUUGGCGAAGAAUGGCGCAUCGCGCAUCACGACGACCAUCGCCAUUCUCAAGGUAUAUUUCAUCAUCGGAGUGCUCCGUCGUUUCAAUCAAGUAAUGAAUCGUAUUGCGUUGAACGGCUGGGCACUGCGACGACAAGGCGAGCCGUUCGUGUUCGGUCCCACGAAACAAGAGUUGGUCGUGAUUACCGGAGGCAGCUCAGGAUUUGGGUACGAGAUGGUGAAGGCUUUCUCAAACCUUGCAAGAGUUGUUGUGUUCGACGUGAAUGACCUGCCACCAGAGUUGGAGACACUGCCCGGUGUACACUUCUACCGGCUCGAUAUAUCGAAGUUCAAGAAGGUGGAGGAGGCUUGUGCUGAUGUAAAGAGAGUACAUGGCGACCCCACUGUUCUGAUCAACAAUGCCGGCAUUGCUAACAAGAAGUCCAUACUCGAAACCACCAACGAAGAAACCGAUAGGCUGUUCCAAAUCAACAUUAUCGCACAUUUUACUUUGAUUCGUGAAUUUGUUCCAGCCAUGCUUCGCAUGCGCAAAGGUCACGUUGUUACAAUCGCCUCCAUGGCAUCUUUUGUAGCGGGCGAAGGCCUUGUUGACUAUUCCUGCACAAAGACUGGAGCUCUCUUCCUCAACGAUGGUGAGUUCCCCUCAGGUCUUCCACAUAAUGAUUGUUCACAACCUUCAGGCCUUCGCCGAGAGCUUCAACGCAUUUACGUCGGCGGUGAAGCCAUAUGUACAACGUCUGUCCAUCCUUCAUGGUACCAGACAGGCAUUUUAGCUGGCGCUGAGGAAGCAUUGGCCAAGCGGGGAAUCAAACCACGUCCACCGGUCGAAGUAUCCGAUGCUGUUGUUGAGCAAGUUCUGAAGGCUAGGAGUGGACGUCUUGUUGUCCCGGCAGGGGCCGAGAUGUGGACUUCAAUCCGAACAUGGCCACUGUGGCUGCAAGACAUGGUAAGCGGGCUUGGUCGAAGAAACACUUUGAAGCAGUGAACGUGACUCAUGGUGGGUUUGCAUCUGCUUCUUUCAGAAUGACUAAACUGCUGGUUGGAAGUGGUGGAAAUUGCUCCUAUGUAUCCUAG
Messenger RNA from Paraphaeosphaeria sporulosa, 1466 nucleotides. RefSeq names its product NAD(P)-binding protein. NCBI's taxonomy places the organism in Eukaryota, Fungi, Ascomycota, Dothideomycetes, Pleosporales, Didymosphaeriaceae. The record is from RefSeq and is a predicted model, not a curated record. Bases 232 to 1377 code for a protein of 381 amino acids. The transcript is spliced from 3 exons. Gene Ontology annotation, molecular function: oxidoreductase activity, acting on the CH-OH group of donors, NAD or NADP as acceptor.